Molecule: messenger RNA, 495 nt
Organism: Ylistrum balloti
Lineage: Eukaryota; Metazoa; Mollusca; Bivalvia; Pectinida; Pectinidae
Product: universal stress protein Sll1388-like
Exons: 4
Coding region: 1-495 (164 amino acids)
Source: RefSeq, a predicted model, not a curated record
AUGGUGGAUCAUAAAACCAUUGUCGCUGUAUGCAUGGACGGAAGUAAGCACUCGGACUACGCUUUUGAAUAUUACAUGGAGAAAAUCCAUCGCCCCGACAACGAAGUCCAUAUUAUCCAUUGCGGUAAUUACAAGGCCAUGGAGAGUUUAUCUAUGUCUAUGGCUCCAGCCGACCCAGGAUUAUUACAGUCUGUUAUUGAUGACGAGGAGAAUAAAAUUCGUGAAAUAAUGGAGCAUAUCAAACAGAAACUUCUUGAUUAUCACCAGCACGCCUCCAUCUCUAGAAUCCAUGGAAAUGCAGCUCAUGUCCUGCUACAUAAAUGUAAUGAUAUUGGUGCUAAAAUGAUUGUCAUUGGGUCACGUGGUCAAGGGAAGCUUCGAAGGACUUUCCUUGGCAGCGUAAGUGACUACAUUGUUCACCACGCUCACGUGCCGGUCAUUGUGUGUAAACACGAAAGCCAUUUUCAUCCUCAUCACGGACACACAAACCACUAA